Messenger RNA from Mya arenaria, 881 nucleotides. RefSeq lists its product as uncharacterized. The transcript is spliced from 3 exons. The record is from RefSeq and is a predicted model, not a curated record. Bases 1 to 789 code for a protein of 262 amino acids. NCBI's taxonomy places the organism in Eukaryota, Metazoa, Mollusca, Bivalvia, Myida, Myidae.
AUGGUUCGUCUAUUGCAGUUUAGCCGUGACUGUAAUGACGCGGUCGAUACCAUACCAGGACGAAAGUUGGUAAUAUGCUGUGAUGGACGUACGGGCCUAGCGGGCCAGAUUCUUGGUCUGAGUGAUGAAUGUGUCUAUCAUUCGACCGGGGCUUUCGGAGCCCUGGCUGCUAUAGAAAGAAACAACCAAACUCUUGUGCCAAGACCUGACAUCCGGGUCCUCAACAUUGGAUUUGACCUUUCUGCCUAUGUGUCUUCUGAAUAUGAAGAAGAUACAAAGUCCAAGUUCACCUUGAAAAUAUUUGGAAACUCGAGAUGUAGAUUUCUUGCACUUGCUGUGAGAAAAUCCGAUUCUAAAGUUGUUAAAGCGUUGAAAACAGUGUUGGACAAGUCCAUGAUGCGCAAUAUAUUUCUCAAAUGUUUCAACACCUACAAACGACCCGAGGAAUCCAGUAUCAGCGAUUCGUUCUGUCUUAACAACAUGAAGUUUAGUCCUCGUCUCUAUGAAAUACGGCUUUCUCAGAAGACAGAAAGCGCCGCCUACAUAUCCGAUUGUGACCUUUUUGUUAUCGCGGAAGGAGGGGCAUCGAGAUCUUUCAAUUUUAACACAGGAAUGGAUAUUAACCUAGGAAUGAAAGGACUGUCGUCUCUAGAACCAUUUAUAGAAAGAAUAACAGUGGCAGAAACAGAGUACAACAUCAUGUCAUCCCUAAUAUACAAAAUGGAACAUUCCGAUAAAAUAUGCAGUGACUUUCUUAAACAUGGCUUAAAAGAUUAUUUGUUCUUAUGACAUGCAUUUUUGUUAGAGUACAAACUUAUGUUUUUGAUUUUUUUCUUCCUGUGUGUAUUUUUUGCACAAUCUGUUUUGUUAGAAAAUACCUA